UUUUGUUUUUUUUCAAAAUAAUUUUGCGCUAAGUAUAUUCUCAUCUCCAACAGUUCGUAUUCUUUUUCAUCUAACUUAGAUUGUGCUUUUGCAUUUGGAAUGGGAGUUGAUUCAAGGAAGGUCCCAAACUCAGCGAUAACUGCUUCUUCUACGUGGGAUCCCGGACACGAGGCUUGGAGAGGACGACUCAAUAACUACCCCACAUCUGGUGAUGCUGGGUGUUGGUCAGCAGGGUCUAAUACUGCAGGAGAGUACUUACAGGUGGACUUGGGUCACGUGGUAUACAUUACUAUGGUAGCAACACAAGGGAGGCCAUAUGGUUAUAAACAGUAUGUGAGAAAAUACAGCCUGGCUUAUAAAAACAGCGACAACUCGUUUGUGGAUUACAAAGUAGCAAACACUGUAAAGGGGAGUAUUACGAAUGGAGGAAAACCGGAGAACCCGCGGAUAAAAAAAAUCCUCGAAUCACUGGAAAAACCAAGACAUCACACAAACUUUCAGGCGAACACUGACAUUUCAACGAUCGUAACCAACAGGCUUCCCGAGAAGAUAAAAACCCAGUACAUCAGAUUUGUUGUCCGAGAAUGGUAUGACCAUAUUUCAAUGAGAGCCGAAGUCUAUGGAUGCCAAAUUCCUGUUUAAUUAUGGAGACCCAGUUCUACGUCAAUAUUUCAGAUCAGCUGGACUAAAUUCAGAUAAGCGGCCUCUUCUGCACCUCGGAGUAUCCGAAAUGAAGCUUGAUCAAGCGUAUUUUACAUGACCUAAUAAUUUGCUAUUGUCAAGCUAUUGAUAAGUCAUAUUUUGCACCGAAAAACAGUAUAAAAUAGUGCAUUGCCUAAUAUGGUUUGUUUAUUUCAUCUUUUAUCGAUAACCAAGUUAAAGACCCAUUGCCACUUACCGUGA
This is a messenger RNA of Actinia tenebrosa (Australian red waratah sea anemone), 903 nucleotides long. Its product is annotated as lactadherin-like. The record is from RefSeq and is a predicted model, not a curated record. NCBI's taxonomy places the organism in Eukaryota, Metazoa, Cnidaria, Anthozoa, Actiniaria, Actiniidae.